This is a messenger RNA of Hibiscus syriacus, 1277 nucleotides long. RefSeq names its product eukaryotic translation initiation factor 4B2-like. NCBI's taxonomy places the organism in Eukaryota, Viridiplantae, Streptophyta, Magnoliopsida, Malvales, Malvaceae. Gene Ontology annotation, molecular function: mRNA binding; translation initiation factor activity. The record is from RefSeq and is a predicted model, not a curated record.
GGAAAUUAUUUAUAGUUCUUCGAAAAUGUCGAAACCCUGGGGUGGCAGAGGCUCGUGGGCCGCCGAGGCCGAGCAAGAAGAGGCGGAGGAGCGUAAAGCUAUGGAAGCCGCGGCCGCUGCUGAGCCCACGGCUGAAUCGCAGAGUUUUCCUAGCCUAAAAGAAGCUGUUAGCACGAAGCCGAGGAAGAAGAAAUUUACUCUCUCGGAGUUCAACACGGGAUUUAUUCAUCAUCCGGGCGGCGGCGAGUCGGUGUGGGUGCUAGGGUCGGAUUACAACAAGCUGACACCUGACGAGAUGAUGCUCCUUCCGACCCGACCCAAAGAGCGUACCGCUGGAAUGCAGUACGGCCGUCUGGGAGGAGGAUUUUCGUCUUAUGGUAGGUCCGGUCCAUCUGCGGGUCGGGGUAUGCGUGAACGUGACGGCAGCGACGGGUCAUGGGGAUCCGGAAGAAGGCCGUACGGAGGUUUUGAUGAAGAACGACGUGGUCCGCCUUCUAGGGUAUCUGAUUACGAUCAGCCAUCGCGUGCUGAUGAGGUGGAUAAUUGGGCAAUGGCUAAGAAAACAGCUCCUUCCUUUGAUUCGAGCCGGCAAAACCGAUAUGGUGGACUUGGAACUGGGGGAGGUGGUGGAAACUCUAAGGCUGACGAGGUUGAUAAUUGGACGGCUGGAAAACAGUCAAUUCCGGCUCGAGCUUCAACAUUUGGUUCAGGUUUUCGCGACACUGGGCCUGAGCCUGAUAGAUGGACCCGAAGUGGUGGUGGAUUCAGAGAGGAAAGACCUAGAUUAGUUUUGAAUCCUCCAAGAGGGGAAGUGAAUGAGCCAUCCGUUAAGACGAUUAAGCCUAAUCCUUUUGGGGCAGCGAGGCCUAGGGAAGAGGUGUUAAUGGAGAAAGGAUUGGAUUGGAAGAAACUAGAUUCUGAUAUUGAAUCAAAGAAGGUAACUAGCAGGCCUACCAGCUCUCACUCGAGCAGGCCAUCAAGUGCACAAUCCAGCAGGUCUGAAGGUCCCCAGCUGCAAGGAAUUGAAAAUGUAGUUAAGCCAAGGCCGAAGGUCAAUCCUUUUGGAGAUGCUAAGCCUAGAGAAGUUUUGCUGGAAGAGCGUGGAAAGGAUUGGCGGAAGAUUGAUCUCGAGUUAGAGCGUCGUUGGCUGGACAGGCUCGAAACAGAGGAGGAAAAGAUAUUGAGAAAUAGAUAAUCUAAAGAAGGAGCUCCAGAAAGAUUCAACUCCAGAUUCAGGAUCUCUGGGACCUGCCCACUUUACAUGAAGCACUACAUCA